Molecule: messenger RNA, 979 nt
Organism: Salvia hispanica
Lineage: Eukaryota; Viridiplantae; Streptophyta; Magnoliopsida; Lamiales; Lamiaceae
Product: Photosystem II reaction center PsbP family protein
Biological process (GO): photosynthesis
Cellular component (GO): photosystem II; extrinsic component of membrane; photosystem II oxygen evolving complex
Molecular function (GO): calcium ion binding
Source: RefSeq, a predicted model, not a curated record
CAAAAAUCAAUUUACAUCACAGCUUGUUUUCUCAACAAUGGCUCCUAUUUCUUCUCUGCAUUCUCAUUCCCUUCUCUCUCACCCCUCAUUCUCUCUCUCCAACUCCCCUCAGCAAGACAAUAGGAAGAACAAGAGUACCUGCUGCAAGAGCAAUGUGGUUGAUCAGCAGACUCAAUGCGUGAGCGUUGGAGAUGAAUGUAAGAGGCGAAGGAGAGAGCUUCUGGUGCAGGCGGCGGCUUCUGUGUUUGCCUUUCCUGCAAUUUCUACGGCUGCAUUGGCUGCUGAAAGCGCAUUGCCGGAGGGUUUUCGUGUUUACACUGAUGAGGUGAACAAGUUUAAGAUCACUAUUCCAGAAGAUUGGCAAGUAGGCACGGGAGAAGGAGACGGAGUAAGGGCACUGAUUGCUUUCUAUCCACAGGAGGCCUCCAGUUCAAAUGUGAGCAUUGCGAUUACUAGCCUCGGUGCUGACUUCACCAGACUGGAGUCUUUUGGAAAAGUCGGUGAAUUUGCAGAGACUCUUAUUGGUGGUUUGGACAGAAGCUGGCAGAGGCCUCCCGGAGUUGCAGCCAAACUUAUAGAUAGCAGAGCUUCCAAUGGGCUGUAUUAUAUAGAGUACACAUUGAAAAAUCCUGGAGAAAGUGGGAGACAUUUGUAUUCAGUUCUUGGUGUGGCAAGCAAUGGGAUUUACAACAGAUUAUACACUCUCACAGGACAGUUUGUCGAUGAAGAGGAAGAAAAGUUUGGUCCCAAGAUUCAAAAGGCUGUUUCAUCAUUCAGAUUAAGUUAAUAAAUCAUCCAAGGUGGUACAACAUUGCCAUUAUAUUGUGCUUGGUUGAAGUGUGUAUAGAGGCAUUAGCAAAUGGUUUAGUAUUUGGAGUUUUCUUCAACUAUGAAAUAUAAUCCUUUGUGAAACAUUUGGUUUUAGGCUUUUAGCUUCAGUUGCUACAAUGUGAUUAAAGUAAUUUGAUUUGUGACUGCA